CCAGACUCUUCGCCCCCACUGAUGCAUGCAAAAGGGCCCCAAGGCUUGAAGUUGGGCUCAGAAUAACCAACACUCGGCUCUGGUCUGGGCCAAGUCUUGCAAGCCUCGUCCGAACGAGGUCAGAGCGCCUGCCACGACAAUGGGAGCGAGCGGCUUCGCGGACGAAGCUCGCCUCCACCUCCCUAAUGCCGCGCGUCUCGUCCUUCGCUCACCUCCACCCACUCCGCAGCCGUCUCUAUACCGCAUCGUCCCUUGCGCUCAUCCGCCGAGCGGCUGCUUUCGUCCUUUGCGCGUGCUGCUCGCAGUGCGCAGCUGCUGCGGCGCAUGGACGUGCCCCAGGUCGGCAGCCCGCCGCAGCCGCGCGUCGCCUACGUCCUCUCGCCGGCGCUUCUCCGCGCCGCCAACGCCUUGCCCGCCAGCGCCGGCCGCUCGCGCCUCGUCCAUGCACUGGCCUGGCAUUGCGGUCUCAUACAGACGCCUGAGUCCGGCGCAGCGUCGGCGUCAGCGUCAGACGUCGAAGCAGCUGGUGUGGGCAGCGCGGAAGAGCACGAGCUGGUGCGCCUCCUCGCCGGCGAUGUAGACGCUGCAGACGCUGCCGUCGUAGCGCGGCAGCACGGCCCAGCUGCGACGCUCAGAAUCCCACAGAUGGGAAGGCGAGCAGAUCUCCUCGCCUACCACGCCGCCAGCUUCGUCGAUGUUCUGCUCGACGAGAAUGCGAGUGCAGGUGGCCAAGAGGAGGGACUCGACGAGGACACGCCGCGCUUCGCAGAGCUGCGUACCUAUGCCCUCGCUCUGGCUGGUGCAGCAGUGGAUGCGGCAAAAGCGCUGCGAAACGGCAGCUUUGACGUGGCUCUGCUCUGGGACGGAGGGCGCCACCAUGCACGUCGUGCGCGCGCGAGCGGCUUCUGUUACGUUUCAGACGCCGUGCUCGCAAUGCUAACGAUGCGCAAGCCUGUGCCGAAGCCCAAGGCGAUCACACCAGCGCCAGCAAAGCGCCGAGCCGACGACGACGCCUCGCGUCUACAGAAAGCUCCGCGUCUCGGCUUUGGCGCACGGCCAGAAGACAUCCGUCGAGCUGCUGAGGCCGCCGCGGCCGUGUCGCAGGGAGAAGCCCCAGACGCCGGCGUGCAGCAACAUGCCGCAGCAUCCGACGCAGCUCAGGAGCCCGCACCUGCUCGACGGCGAUGGGAGCGCAUCCUCUAUCUCGACUUGGACCUGCACUGGGGCGACGGCGUCGAGGAGGCGUGGUACAACUCGCCGUCCGUCCUCACGCUCAGCGUGCACUACUUUGCAAGAGGCUUCUUCCCCGCAGGCGGCAGUGAGCGCGCGCCUCGUAGUUCCCGAGCUGCGUCCCCGUCGACCGACAACGACGAGUCGCCCAGCGGUGACGCGCCACACGAAGCCGCCGCAGGCUCGCUCCAUGCGCCGUCUGGACCGGUCGCAGCGCCAGCGCACGCCCUCAACCUUCCGCUGCAACCCGGCGCUAGCGACGCCACUGUGGCGCGUGUGUGGGACAGCUGCAUCGAGCCUGCAGUCAAAGCGUACAAGCCUGAUGCAGUGGUGCUGCAGUGCGGCACAGAUGCGCUGUACGGCGACCCGUGCGGCGUGCACAACCUCUCCAUCGCAGCGUAUGUGCGCGCCGUGCAGGCCGUGCGCGCCUGGAAGCUGCCGACGCUCGUCCUUGGCGGAGGCGGCUACACACCUGCCGACCAUGCGCGCACCGCGGCGGCCGUCACCGCCGCAGUGCUGGGCCGCUGGAGCGACCAUCCGGAGGAUGGCUGCCUCACUCGCCAGAUGGAGGUGCCGCUGCACGACCUCUGGCCGGCGUACGCACAACGGCCGCAGCUCGACGUGCCCGCCGGAUCUACAAAGGACGAGAACGACGAGGGCUGGCUGUGCGAGGUCGAGGCGGUCUUCGCCCAGCACGCCGAGAAGCUGCGCGCCUUUCACGGCCACUAGGCCGCAGUCCACACAUUGCUAAUACCAUCGAGUCACCUUCGCGC
Tilletiopsis washingtonensis is the source of this 2003-nucleotide messenger RNA. RefSeq names its product Arginase/deacetylase. Bases 325 to 1959 code for a protein of 544 amino acids. The record is from RefSeq and is a predicted model, not a curated record. NCBI's taxonomy places the organism in Eukaryota, Fungi, Basidiomycota, Exobasidiomycetes, Entylomatales. The transcript is spliced from 6 exons.